Molecule: messenger RNA, 1248 nt
Organism: Penicillium atrosanguineum
Lineage: Eukaryota; Fungi; Ascomycota; Eurotiomycetes; Eurotiales; Aspergillaceae
Product: PQ-loop repeat-containing protein
Exons: 4
Coding region: 1-1248 (415 amino acids)
Source: RefSeq, a predicted model, not a curated record
AUGGUGUUCGGCAGUGGUCCACUCGCCCUGUGGGGCCCAAUCCUUAUCCUGCUGAGCGGGGCUUCCUACCUGCCCCAGCUGCACCGCAUUUGGGUGCACGGGAACUGCCAGGGCAUAUCGCUCGGCUACCUGCUGCUCAACCUCAUCAGCGCUCCCGAACAUUUCACGACCGGAUUCUUCAUCCUAGUGAACCACAAAGGCGGAACAGAUCUCUUCGUCGAAACCCCCUUGACGACCGGCGACUGGCUGAACCUAGCCCAGCUUACCCUGAAUAGCUUUAUCAUCUGUCUCUGGUUUCCAUCCGAUAACCGUACCGGGCACAAACUUGGGCUGCUGACGGUUUACAUCCUCUUCACCCUCAUCUCCAUCAUACCAUUCUUCAUUGACGCCAUCGAUCAUGACUUCUUUGGUCCCCGCGGCAGCUCAGACCGCAAUUGGGCUGAAGCCUUCUUCAGUGGCUGGCAUAUGAUGCUCAUGCACCCGAUUGUUACGAUUCUGGCUCUCGUUGCGCUCCCCUGCCAAGCGCGGGCUAUCCGAGCCCUGCCCGUGGGGAAUGUGAAAGCCCUCAGUCUUCUGAGGCUCCUGACCCAGGGCGUCGUAUUUAGCGUGGUGGCGAUCUCGUGGACGAUGCGGGUGAAGUUCAUGGACCUGUCGUUUAGGGAUGUAAUCGCGUAUGGAUGGCUCACGGUCGUGAGCUGGUACCAGAUGGUUGGGUGGGCGGCAGUGAAUAAUGCGGUGUUUGCGCUGGUUCAGAGAUCAUUGUUCUGUUUGGCGAGGAAUUGGGGGGUGGUGAAGAUGGCUGAUAGGGAGAGGGAACCUCUGCUGGGGGCGCUCGACUACGAAUCUGCAAGGCUCUCCAGGCGACAGCGACAGGGAUCGUCAGAGUCCCCCUCCAAUCAGCGGAGGGCAAAGAACCAACAAGGCAGAUAUGUCUCCCCGCCCGAACAGCAACCCGUGUCCGCGGACGUAACAACGACCUCCAACUAUCUGAACAAGGGGUUCAAAGAGCUAUCACCAAAGCUGAGAACCGACGCCGUGGCCCCAGACGCCCCGGUUGCAAGUUUCUCAUCCAAGCUCCUCCGCGCCUGGUCCACAACCCCGACAGAAGAGCACAACUACCCCUUGCCACCGAUUUAUCACGCCACCAAUUCGUUCAGUGUGGUGUUUCGGGACUUCCGGAACACCAGGCAAGGUCGCGGGCAUGCUCGCCAGCUAUUCAAAUAUCCAGAUCGACUCGGUGAAUUGUGA